Aspergillus luchuensis is the source of this 1104-nucleotide messenger RNA. Its product is annotated as cytochrome P450. Lineage: Eukaryota; Fungi; Ascomycota; Eurotiomycetes; Eurotiales; Aspergillaceae. The coding region runs from base 1 to 1104 and encodes 367 amino acids. Gene Ontology annotation, molecular function: heme binding; iron ion binding; oxidoreductase activity, acting on paired donors, with incorporation or reduction of molecular oxygen. The transcript has 2 exons. The record is from RefSeq and is a predicted model, not a curated record.
AUGGCUGCCAGGAACCGCCCAGUGUCAACAAGGAUCCUUUCCUGGCACUCGAUCAAAUCUGGGCCUCCGUUCGAAGAAUUAAUCCCCGACCUCUUUGCCCGGAUUCCUCGUGAUGGAGUGACGGUGGUGGAUCUGCAGGAUCUCUUCUUUCGCUACACUAUCGAUUCAGCCACCGCAUUCCUGUUCGGUCAAUCGGUCGCCAGCCUGAAGAUGGACCAGUCGGAGCUUGGCUUUGCUCAGGCCUUCAACUACUCCCAGGAGGCCAUUACAUUGCGUUUCAUUCUGGGCCCAUUAGGCAGAAUCUUCCCUCACAAGAAGGCAGAUAAAUGUUAUCGUCUAUGCCGGGACUUUGCUGCGCGGUUCGUCGACGAGGCAGUCCAAGCAGCCCAGUCCGAGGGAGCCGAUGGAACUUCGGAGACAAAGCAUGAGAGGUAUAUCUUCUCUCAUGAACUCGCACGACGCACGUCUGAUAAACGCCGCAUUUUGGACGAGCUCAUGAACGUUCUGCUUGCUGGCCGUGACACUACUGCCGGCCUAUUGAGCAACAUGUUCUUCAUGUUGGCUAAGCACCCAGAAGUCUGGGACAAGCUGCGCCAGGAAGUGGCUACCUUGGAGGGCCGAUUGCCCUCGUAUGAGGAGCUUCGUAACCUGAAGUAUCUCCGGUGUUGCAUGAAUGAAUCAUUACGAUUGCAUCCAGUUGUACCAGUAAACGGGCGCAUUGCACUGAGAGAUACAGUAUUGCCGAAGGGAGGAGGCAAGGAUGGUCGCUCGCCGGUCUUCAUGCCCGAAGGGUCCACAAUUGAGUACAAUGUAUAUGCGAUGCACCGGCGGAAAGAUAUCUAUGGAGCCGAUGCAGAUGUUUUCCGCCCGGAGCGCUGGGAGAAUGGACAAUUGCAGCCUCGCUGGGAGUACCUUCCCUUCAAUGGAGGUCCACGCAUUUGUCUCGGUCAACAGUAUGCGCUGACUGAGGCCGGAUAUGUCACUGUUCGCAUGGCCCAAGAAUUCCGGACCUUGAAAAGCCAGGAUCCAGGACCGUGGGAGGAGGCAUUGACCUUGACUCUGUGCUCACGGAAUGGAACGAAGGUGUCUGUCACACCGGCUUGA